AUGGCAAACAAGGAUCCCCCUCCAGUACUCCCAAUCUCCACGCCACCCACUCGUCGUUCCCCGCGCCGAAAACCGACGGUGCUGGCACUAUGCGCUCUCGCCACGACCUUAGCGGUCUACAACACUUACUUAACCUCGACGGUCUCUACCAGCAAUUCCACCGUCCAGGUCCAACACAUCCCACUGAAUGCUCAGCAAAUUCUAGGUCAAUGUGCUGCCCUGCGAGCUACUGUCGGCCCUUCGAUAGACUUCCUCGAACGACAACGCUCAGACCGGUUCGAGCCCGGUACACCACCAAUCCUCAUCCGAAACGCGACGAUAUGGACGGGCGCGAGGAAUGGUACUGAGACUGUUCGAGGAGACUUGUAUCUGGAGCAGGGCAUCGUCAAAGGCAUUGGCUACGUGUCUCAGUCCCUAUAUGCGCACGUGGAAAGUCUCGUGGAGGUGAAUGCACAGGGAGGAUGGGUAACACCUGGUCUAGUGGACCUGCACUCUCACCUUGGUAUUUUCAGUACGCCCGUUCUGAGUGGUGCAUACGAUGUUAAUUCUGCCCAUGGACCGAUUCUUCCCUGGCUCAGGAGCAUCGACGCGUUUAAUACGCACGAUGAGUCCAUUCGGCUUGCUAUCGCGGGAGGAGUGACGUCCGCACAGAUCCUGCCCGGCAGCGGAAAUGCUAUAGGCGGCCAAGCCUUUAUGGUGAAGCUGCGACCGACUUCGGAGAGGUCUCCCACAUCAAUGAUGAUCGAGCCACCAUACACGCUGAACGGAACUGAAUUUGACCCGUCUCAGCCCUUGCGCUGGCGGCACUUGAAGUCUGCAUGUGGCGAGAACUUGCGCAGGUACGGCAACCGCAUGGAUGCUGUGUGGUCGUUCCGGUCCGCGUACAAUGAGGCGCGCAAGAUCAAGAACACACAAGAUGCCUAUUGCGCAAAGGUGGAAGCGGGCCUUUGGAACGAGCUCCAGGGACAGGAUUACCCCGACAACUUGCAAUGGGAAGCAUUGGUAGAUGUUCUGAGGGGUCGUGUUAAGAUUUCAAACCACUGUUAUGAGGAGGUUGAUCUUGACGACAUCGUGCGGUUGACGAAUGAAUUCCAAUUUCCCAUUGCCUCGUUCCACCAUGCGUCCGAAGCUUGGCUCGUCCCGGAUGUGCUCAAACGAACGUGGGGAGGCACUCCCACCAUCGCUAUGUUCGCAACAAAGCACCGCUAUAAACGCGAGUCUUACCGUGGUUCAGAGUUCGCGGCCCGUGUGCUCGCAGACAAUGGUAUCCCCGUGGUCAUGAAGUCCGACCAUCCUGUCCUGAACAGUCGUUACCUUAUGUUCGAGGCGCAACAGGCACAUUACUUCGGUCUUCCACAGCGCCUUGCACUAGGGUCUGUGACAUCCGUCCCUGCUGCAGCGGCUGGGAUGUCGCACCGCAUUGGGAUUCUGUACGAAGGCGCAGAUGCGGACGUCGUACUCUGGGAUUCUCAUCCGCUGCAGCUGGGCGCGACGCCGCGCAAGGUAUGGAUCGACGGAAUCCUGCAAAUCGGGAACGACAAAGAGGGCGUCAUCGUGGGCAAAGGCAAAGAGGACCGGGCGUUCCAGGACGUGCCAGACGUUCCGAACUGGGAUGCGGAGCGCGAGAAUGCUAUCAAGUACGAGGGUCUCCCGCCGCUCGAGGGGAUGCGGGAGGGCGGGCGCGUUGUAUUCCGCAACGUCAGGGAGCUGUGGCUGCGCGGGCAGGAGAGUAUCGUGCCCAUGUUUAUGGCGACAGCCUCUGAGGUUGGGACGGAGGUGGUCGUCGAGAACGGGAAGGUGUCGUGCAUCGGUAGGGCCUGUAUGGGCGGGAUCGAUAAUGCGCGCGCGUUUGUAGACCUGCGCGGUGGCUCGAUUUCCCCGAGCUUGAUGACGUUCGGCUCGCGCGUUGGGUUGGAAGAGAUUUCCGGCGAACCCUCGACGGGCGACGGAGCAAUAUACGACCCGUACUCGGAUGACGUGCCUGCUAUACUUGGGGACAAAGCCGGGUUGGUGAGAGCGUCAGAUGCCUUGCAGUUCGGGACUCGGAAUGCGCUACUUGCAAACCGUGCUGGGGUGUCGUAUGCGACGUCCUCGCUCAUUGCACAUGAGUCUACAAUCAGCACCGCGUCCGCGUCGAUCAAUGUAGGCCUGUCUACGACCUUCCGCACCGGCGCUACGCACGGCCUCGAGCGCGGCGCGGUGAUCAAGCACGUAACGGCGCUGCACGUGGUCAUCAGCCGGAGCGCGCCCACCUCGCGCAUCGCGGGCGUGAGUGUGAGCAGCCAGAUUGCGACGCUACGGCGUCUCUUGCUCAACGCGGAGAGGUCAGACACGGAGACGGGUCACUGGUUCAAGCAGGCUGCGAAGGGUGUGAUCCCGCUCGUCAUCGACGUCGCGAGCGCGGAUAUCAUGGUCACGCUGCUGAAACUGAAGGCGCAGAUUGAGGAGGAGCGCGGGUCCACGUUGAGGAUGGUGUUUGCGCGCGCGACAGAGGCGCACCUCAUCGCCAGCGAAAUCGCUCAAGCGAAAGUGGGCGUUAUCUUGGACCCCGUAAGGCCUUUCCCGCAGAUAUGGGAUGAGCGCAGAAUAUUGCCCGGUCCUCCGCUCACUAACGACACUGAGCUCGUCACGCUCAUGGAGCACGGCGUGACGGUAGGCAUCGGCGUGCACGGCGCCUGGGAGGCAGCGAAUACGCGCUUCGAGGCCGCCUGGGCGGGCCUAGAGUCGAACGGGCGCAUCGACCGGUUGCAGGCUCAUGCGCUGGUAUCGACGAACCUUGAGAAGCUGCUAGACCUGGAGGGCUGGCUCGGGGACGACGGUGACCUUGUCGCGUACGCGGGCGGGAGCGCGUUCGACCUCUCGAGCAAGGUUACCGCGGUGUUGUCUCCAGGGAGAGGCUUGGUGGAGCUGUUUUAG
Messenger RNA from Sparassis crispa, 2916 nucleotides. RefSeq lists its product with no specific name. The record is from RefSeq and is a predicted model, not a curated record. The transcript has 13 exons. Lineage: Eukaryota; Fungi; Basidiomycota; Agaricomycetes; Polyporales; Sparassidaceae. The coding region runs from base 1 to 2916 and encodes 971 amino acids. Gene Ontology annotation, biological process: purine nucleobase catabolic process. Gene Ontology annotation, cellular component: cytoplasm. Gene Ontology annotation, molecular function: allantoinase activity.